GUCCUCUUCUUCCUCUUUCCGUCUUCUCUCUUCGUUUCUCUAUUACUGAAACCGUAUCUCAUUCUUGCUUGUAUCCAUCUUUGACAAUCAACUUCGUUUGCAGCCCAUAUACCUCCGCAGAUCACACGAUGUCUCGUUCUCUGGAGGGCAAGCUCGGCAUCGUGACCGGCGCCUCUCGAGGCAUCGGCGUCGCCAUCGCCGAGAACCUCGCCGCAAAGGGCUGCAACCUCAUUCUGGGCUACACCUCCACCUCCUCAAAGACUCCGGCCGAGCAGCUCGCCACCGACCUUCAAACCAAGCACAACAUCCAGACCCUCGCCGUCCAGGCCGACAUGGGCACGACCGACGGCCCCGCGUCCCUCGUCGCGACCGCAAAGGCCCACUUUGAGGGGCUCAAAGGCGGCAGGUUCCAGGUCGACGUGCUCGUCAACAAUGCCGGCGUCGCCCACAACAACCUCCUGCCCGCUGUCACCGUCGACCAGUUCGAUGUCUCGUACCGCGUCAACGUCCGCGGCCCGCUCCUCCUUGUCCAGGCCGUGCAGCCCUACCUGCCCACCGACCGCAGCGGCCGCAUCGUCAACAUGUCGUCCGUCAGCUCCUCCACCGGCUUCCCCGAGCAGAGCGUCUACGGCGGCACCAAGGCCGCCCUCGAGGCCAUGACCCGCACUUGGGCUCGCGAGCUCAGCGAAAACGCCACCGUCAAUGCCGUCAACCCGGGCCCCGUCCUGACCGAGAUGUACGCCGGCAACACCCCCGAGUUCAAGCGCUUCAUCAAGGGCUUCAUCGAGCACGCCCCGCUUAUGAAGGCCCGCUCGGGCGUCGACUCGGACGACCUCGUCAAGGCCGCCGAGGAGGAGGGCGGUCGUCCGGCGUACGUCGGCGAGAUCGCCGGUAUCGUCGGCAUGCUCGUCUCGGCUGAGUCGGCGUGGUGUACGGGUCAGGUUGUGUGUGCCAACGGUGGCAUGUUAUUUGGCAUGCAGUGAUUAGUUGCUAAUGAUGAUGAAAAACGAUGGGCAAAUGGCUGGCUGGCUAGUUAUAAGAUAGACUUAGAAUUGAUUCCCCACAUUCACAAAU
Messenger RNA from Colletotrichum destructivum, 1074 nucleotides. Its product is annotated as Putative short-chain dehydrogenase/reductase SDR, NAD(P)-binding domain superfamily. The record is from RefSeq and is a predicted model, not a curated record. Gene Ontology annotation, molecular function: oxidoreductase activity, acting on the CH-OH group of donors, NAD or NADP as acceptor. Lineage: Eukaryota; Fungi; Ascomycota; Sordariomycetes; Glomerellales; Glomerellaceae. Bases 129 to 983 code for a protein of 284 amino acids. The transcript is spliced from 2 exons.